AUGGCAUCCUUAGGCUCAUAUGUCCUCGACCUGGUCUAUUCCUUGACCAAUUGCAUGUCAUGCUUUCCCGGCACCCCGCAACUCAAAAUCAAUGGCCGUAGCUUCAAGAUCUUGCGCCUUCUCGGCGAGGGUGGCUUCUCGUACGUCUAUCUCGUUCAAGACAACUCGGGCGCGAACCUAUAUGCGCUCAAGAAGAUACGGUGUCCCUUUGGCCAGGAGUCGGUGUCCCAGGCGCUCAAGGAAGUCGAGGCGUACAGCCUGUUCUCGCCGCACCCCAACAUCAUUCACUGCAUAGACCACAGCAUUGCGUCGGAUAAGUCUGACCCAGGCGCGAAGACGGUGUACAUCCUGCUUCCGUACUACCGAAGAGGCAACCUGCAGGACAUGAUCAAUGCGAACCUCGUCAACCACACGAACUUUCCGGAGCGCCGGCUGAUGAUCCUGUUCCUCGGCGUGUGCAGGGCGCUGAAGGCCAUGCAUCAAUACAAGGUCAAGGGGGCGCCCGGUGGAACGGCGAGUCAGGCAAAGGCGAAGAGGGUGAGACAGCAGGCUGCUCGGGCUGAUGCGGAGGCUGCGGAUGAGGCUGGCGAUGAGGCGGCGGAGCCUCUGAUGGAUGACGAAGUCACUGCCGCUCAGGAUGGCGUUGCACCGGGGCAGCAGCGCGCGUACGCGCACCGGGACAUCAAGCCAGGCAACAUCAUGAUUGCGGACGAUGGAAAGACGCCCAUUCUUAUGGAUCUGGGGUCUCUCGCACCAUCGCCCAUCCAGAUCACCUCGCGCUCGUUAGCCCUCCAGGUGCAAGACACGGCGGCCGAACACAGCACCAUGCCGUACCGGGCUCCGGAACUGUUUGAUGUCAAGACGGACACGGCGAUCGAUACCAAGGUUGACAUUUGGUCUCUGGGCUGUACGCUCUAUGCGUGUCUCGUGGGCAAGUCGCCGUUUGAGGCGCGCUCUGAGGAGACGGGCGGCAGCCUCAGUCUCUGCGUGCUCGGUGGUGACUGGCGUUUCCCGGAUGAGAGCUCGGCGCAGGAGCACGGCAGACAGAAGCAGGCGGCCACAUCGACGGCAACGCGGCAGGAAGGCAGCAUCAGCGAGCAGGUCAAGGACGUGGUGAGACAAUGCUUGAGCGUCGAGCCGUCGGAGCGGCCGGACGUGGACGGGCUGAUCCGGAUCGUGGAGGAUGUGAUUACGAUGCUGCCGGAGGACGACGGCGGCGAUGACUGA
Molecule: messenger RNA, 1227 nt
Organism: Diplodia corticola
Lineage: Eukaryota; Fungi; Ascomycota; Dothideomycetes; Botryosphaeriales; Botryosphaeriaceae
Product: serine threonine protein
Exons: 3
Coding region: 1-1227 (408 amino acids)
Biological process (GO): vacuolar protein processing; regulation of vacuole fusion, non-autophagic; protein phosphorylation
Cellular component (GO): cytoplasm; Golgi apparatus
Molecular function (GO): protein serine/threonine kinase activity; ATP binding
Source: RefSeq, a predicted model, not a curated record